UUCAUUUUGAUUGUUUUGAUUUUCAAUAUACGGCGUAUAUUAUAACCUACUGUAAUUCACUUUUUUUCUUCUCAAAAUUAUUUUAAUUGUGAUAAUUUGUUAAUAAAUUGCUGUUUCUAUUGUGAUUAUGGAUUCAGAUAGAAAUUCACCUUUCAAUGUUCCUAUUGGAAAUGUGGGAUUUAAAUCACCUUACUUAAAUCUUGAUCCUAAAAUAUUUUUAGGCAAUCAAGAAUCGUCUGAUUACAUUUAUCUAGAUGGUGGUAAUCGACCUUCUCGUGGUAGAUUUGAAUUAGCUUUUAGUCAAAUUGGAGGUUCUGUUAUGGCUGGUGCUUCUAUUGGUGGAGUUAUUGGUUGUUAUAAUGGAUUUAAAUUAACAUCACUAAAUACAGCAGCAAUCGAUUCUAAUCAUGUUAAUAAACCUCUUUCAUGGGCAGUUCGUAGAUCACAAAUAUUAAAUUACAUUGGAAAAACUGGUGCUGUCACUGGAAACACGUUUGGUGUAGUUGCUUUACUCUAUUCAGCUAUUGGAGUUGGAUUAGGUUUUUUAAAUGAUACAAAUGAAGAUAUAAAUACAGUUGCUGCCGGAACUUUGACUGGCGUCUUAUUUAGAGGUUUAUCAAACCCACAAGUUACAAAUGAUGUCGCAAAAGAAUUAAUCAAAUCUCAAUUAUGGCAAGUUAGAUUACGACGAUCACUAAUUGGUGGCUUAAUAGGAGCAUCAUUAUCUUCGCUAUUUGUUCUAGCAACAAAUAAAGAGAAAUAUCUUAAAAGAUGAAAGACUUAUAAAAAUUAUAAGUUUAGAAACUAGUUUAUAAUUAACCUGUAAUAUUGUAAAUCUGUUAAAUUGUUGAAACAAACCACAAUCUUUGAUUGUAAUGAAAACUUUUUUUCUGUCUUGAUGCAUCUUGUAAAAUGGAUUCAAAUUAAUAAUCAAAACUACUUACCACUGAUUAUUUCGACAUUAGAUUGAUGAA
Molecule: messenger RNA, 974 nt
Organism: Tetranychus urticae (two-spotted spider mite)
Lineage: Eukaryota; Metazoa; Arthropoda; Arachnida; Trombidiformes; Tetranychidae
Product: mitochondrial import inner membrane translocase subunit Tim23
Biological process (GO): protein import into mitochondrial matrix
Cellular component (GO): TIM23 mitochondrial import inner membrane translocase complex
Molecular function (GO): transmembrane protein transporter activity
Source: RefSeq, a predicted model, not a curated record